Molecule: messenger RNA, 847 nt
Organism: Gloeophyllum trabeum ATCC 11539
Lineage: Eukaryota; Fungi; Basidiomycota; Agaricomycetes; Gloeophyllales; Gloeophyllaceae
Exons: 6
Coding region: 16-576 (186 amino acids)
Source: RefSeq, a predicted model, not a curated record
GAGCUCUCACCAGACAUGUCAGGCAACAGGCGAGAACGAGCAGAAAAUUACAAUCCAGCUACGACGCCGAAGUACCUCAAUGAUUUCAGCAAGGCCCUCGCGAGCGAAGUCCGUAUCCUGCUCGAGGAAGUGGGCAAGCUGCGCGACGAGCGCCGCGCGUUGCAGUUCGAGAUCGCAGAGCUGAUGAGCAUGAAGUCGAAGCACGGCGCCGGCGGCGAGUACUCGCCCGACUGGAGGCCCCGAGAAGCAGAAGCCUCCCCGCCGCCUCCGCCAGCCCCCGAGCCCGCCCCGGUCAUCGAAGACCCCGCGCCCCCGCGCGAAGCCAAGCCCGGCUGGCGCGUGGUCCCCCCCAAGCGCGAGCGGCGCCGGCACGCCCAGCAACAAGCCGCCGUCCCAGCCAGCCCUCCGCCGCCGCCGCCGCCGGAGCCGCCGAAGCCGAACCUGCCUUCCUGGGCGCAGUGGAGACCCAAUCCGCUCCUGGCUGCACCGAUACCCCAGGCCCCGGCCCCGUCUUCCCCGGGCCCGGUCGUGCAGCGCCGUGGUCUUUUUGGCCCGCCGAGCCCUCCUCCCCAGUGAUCAACGAUUCAACCUUAAUGCAGCAUCGGCAUAAAGAGAUAAUCUCAAGCUCAACUCACGUAUUAUCGUAUCUAUAUCGAAUCUAGGGCAUCUCGUCAUCCAUCAAGGUUUUCUUGUCCUCUUGUACAUAGUGUAACAAGCGUGCUUGCUUUCUUCAGGCUUUAGGAUUUUCUUCUUUGAGUUUGCUUUCGUCCGACCCAACCAAUCAAUGUAUGUAUGUAUGUAUGACCUCAGUAUGAAUAGAUUAGCGUGUAGGAUACAUGCUCUGCAA